AUGAAAAGCGGCCGAUUGCGUUUCAAUGUAAUGUUGAUCGCCCAGGAUAAACUCCGUGAACGUGAUCUGUUCGUCUCCAUCUUUAUCCAGACGCCGGAACUCUGCAAUAACAAAGCAAUGUUGUCCAUGAACAUCGAUUCAUUCGAACAACUCACAACCCGAAUCGGACGUUUACGUUUAAAAAGACGUGGAUCAAUUCCGGUUUUGACAAUAUUCGUCGUUUACGCGCCGACAUCAAACUAUGACGGAGAAGAAGUCGAAGCGUUCUGUAUGGACUUGGAGAAGUUCCACAGAAAAGACCACACAUUCUUUAAGGUUAUCAUUGGAGUGUUCAACGCCAAGAUUGGACCAAGAAAAACGUCUGGAGAACGUUACAUUCGGGCCGACGAAUUAGAAUGGAACGAGCUGGGUCAACGGCUGUCUGAGUUUACCAUGACGACCAGGACCAUUCGUAGUAACUUCCAAUAUUAG
Messenger RNA from Angiostrongylus costaricensis, 471 nucleotides. The record is from the annotation of a GenBank genome assembly. Lineage: Eukaryota; Metazoa; Nematoda; Chromadorea; Rhabditida; Metastrongylidae.